Oncorhynchus kisutch (coho salmon) is the source of this 3387-nucleotide messenger RNA. Its product is annotated as egl nine homolog 1-like. Gene Ontology annotation, biological process: peptidyl-proline hydroxylation to 4-hydroxy-L-proline; cellular response to hypoxia. The record is from RefSeq and is a predicted model, not a curated record. Lineage: Eukaryota; Metazoa; Chordata; Actinopteri; Salmoniformes; Salmonidae. The transcript is spliced from 3 exons. Gene Ontology annotation, molecular function: L-ascorbic acid binding; ferrous iron binding; peptidyl-proline 4-dioxygenase activity. Gene Ontology annotation, cellular component: nucleus; cytoplasm. The coding region runs from base 265 to 1224 and encodes 319 amino acids.
GGUGUACCGUGCGUCGUCGCCAUGCGACUCGACCAGAACGUCACACUGCAAACAAGAGUCAGACAAUUUGUUAUGUCGCGUUCAAACAGUAUUUUAUCUACUACGGAACCCAAAAGGAGCGCAAGUCACCGCGUGAUUGAAUGAUUUACCUGGGAGCCCCCGCUCUCCGGUUUCGUUUGUAUUGUUUCAGGAGCCUUCUAAACUUGCACGGUAGAAGCGCGUGAAAAGACCUCGGUUUAAAGUGGCAUUCGCUCUUGUAUAAGCAUGGAGAGAGAGAGCGUAAAGGAAAGGGCCGCCGGGACCGAUUUGGACAUGGACCAGCAGUAUUGUGAGCUUUGUGGAAAGAUGGAAAACCUGCUUAAAUGUGGACGGUGUCGGAACUCUUUCUACUGUAGUAAAGAACACCAGAAAGCGGACUGGAAGAAGCACAAGCAGGUUUGUAAAGAGGCCGAGAAACCACAGUGUCAGCCACAGCCCGAAUCAACACAACAGCCCGCACGGACUGCGGAAGGAGGGCAAGACAAGCAGCUAAAAAAGAAAAGCACAGAACAACAGAGUAAAACAGCUUCUCAGAGCACCACAAACACUGGGCUUUCAAAUCCGCCUGCAGGUGGCGAAAGAAUGAAAGAUUUGAUCACUUCAGCAACUCGCUCGGGUAGUGUGUCUGACAGCAAGCAGACUGGGGAAGGAAUUAAACUCAGCUCUAAGACCAACGGACAAACGAUGUCCCCCCCGCAAAAACUGGCUAUGGACUAUAUUGUUCCAUGUAUGAAUAAGCAUGGCAUUUGUGUUGUUGACAAUUUCCUUGGAGAAGAAACUGGACUGAGCAUUUUGGAGGAUGUGAGAGCCCUCCACAAGACUGGUAAAUUUAGUGAUGGGCAGUUGGUUAGUCAAAGAAGCGACUCCACUAAAGAUAUACGAGGAGACAAAAUAACCUGGACUGAAGGAAGAGAACCUGGUUGUGAGAAGGUAGCCUUUCUCAUGAGUCGCAUGGACGACAUGGUCCGACACUGUAAUGGUAAACUGGGAAACUACAGAAUAAAUGGAAGGACGAAAGCCAUGGUGGCCUGUUACCCAGGCGACGGGACUGGGUAUGUACGUCAUGUGGAUAACCCUAACGGCGAUGGGAGAUGUGUAACGUGUAUUUACUAUCUCAAUAAAGACUGGGAGGCUAAGUUUGUGGAGACUUCACCGGGUAAAGAAGCAUUUUUCAUUACAAGAUGAAGAUGGCGUGCGAAAGACUACAUAUUUUGGUCAAAUUCUAACCAGUAAAAAAAAAUAUUGUUCCUUGUUUUUCUGGUUCCUUAAAAAAAAACAGUAGACCUAUACAAGGCCUAUUCAUGAAGGAUGCCAUAAUGACAUCGUUGCAACCAGUUUUCUCUGCUGGGAACAACACUGUGGCUUUGUAUAUUGACUCUGUUAAUUCCAUGCCAUCAUUGUAAAUAAGAAUUUGUUCUUAACUGACCUGCCUAGUUAAAUAAAUUCCAUGCCGUCAUUGUAAAUAAGAAUUUGUUCUUAACUGACCUGCCUAGUUAAAUAAAUUCCAUGUCAGUCACACUUCAGAGGUCAGUUUCUGGAUGUAAUUCCAAAGUUCACCAACCAGCCCACUAAAUGAGUUUAUGCGGAGGGGAGAAGUGUUGAUCGAUAAAGUGAGGGGAAAGGGGGGUGUCUAAACAGGUACUGACACGCUAUGGAUGAAUCCCACACAUACUGUACAAUGACUCCAUUGCCUGGCUUCUGAAAUUCCUUCCUCCAGAAACCAGUGGGUUGGGCCAGAGCCAGAAGUCAUUUUGAAAAUGUAUCAUUGGCUUUGAUACUCUGAUUGGUUAGAGAUGAUCCAAUCACUGAUGACUUUGUUUUGGAAAGCACCCCUCAUUUUGACGUCACCACAGACGACUUUAACAAUGGCAGUCUGACUGAAGUGUGUAGCAAAUGAUAGAGCAGCGGAAGAACUCAGUUUGAGUCGUCAGGUAACUGACUCCAUACCAUAUGUAUGGUGUCCAUAUAAGGACAGCCUCUGAUGGACAUCAACACCUUGUGAAUCUGUUAUAAUAUAGCAACCAUACAUGCUACAGUGUGACAAGUGAUGGCAGAAGCACAGCUGACUAUGGAGUCCUGUUGGGACGGAAAACAUGUAAUGGACACAGUCUGCAUAAUUUACAGCUAAUGUGGGCACUCACUGCUAUUAUAUUUUCAUGUAAUUGCACAAAUAAUGCUCACAAUCCCACGCACACACAGGCAUUCAUGCACCAAAGGGAGUGGCAGUAACUGCUAGAAACAACCCCCAGGGCUACCACUAGAACAUUGUGAUUGCAGGUGGAAACUAUGCUGGAAUGGGGAUGACAGGCAGGCAGCUCCUCUCACACUCCCACUCUGACAUUGUGGGCCUUAAUUCUAAUCCAAUAGCGCCCUCCCUUCUCUUUUCCCCUGAUCUUUGCCUUUGCUGACCCUCCUCAGAUCUGAAAGAAUGAACGUGAAUAAGGGGAUAGGGAGUUAUCAGUUUGGAAUCCACUAGUGGGGUCGUAUAGUAGGGCUGCAGCCAAGGUCCUAGUAAGACUCAACAGAAGAGAAGCUGUCAGUCUCACUGCCCUACAGGCCUGGUGUAAGAUUAGCAGCUAAUUAUGAAAUUAGGACCACUUAGAGAUUUUACCUGGGUCAUGUUCAGUAAGGCGAAAACUGAGUGAAACAAGGAACUACCUAAACUUUUCCAAUAAGGACACAGAUUUGAAUUUACUGUUGUUUAAUUUGCCUAUGGUGUACCCUACUGAGCACGACAGUAAACUUGCAAAUGCCUCACCAUCGGACACCCAAAACAUUUUGUUGUAGCCCUAAACCAGCACACCUGAUUCACCUAAUCAAGGGCUUGAUGAUUAGUUGACGAGUUAAAUCAGGUGUGCUAGCUCUGGAAUAUCACAUAAAUGGAAUGGCUGGAGGUCUCCGUGGAAUGGUUUGAGAAAUGCUGGAGAAGUUGAUAGCAGCUGAGGUUCUAUCAAUAGAUGCAUCAUCAGUGUUUCCAACAUCCAGUACCCCCGGACAUGCACACCUGAUUCAACUUGUCAACUAAUCAUCAAGCCCUCAAUUAGUUGAAUUAGGUGAGUUUGUCCAGGGCUACAACAAAAAUGUGUGCUGUUGGGGAUCAGGGGUUGGGAAUUAUUUAAAAAAUAAUACCUGAGAACCCGGGAAUUAUUGUCAGACAGCUCCCGUCAAGGGCUGUUCUGAGACCCUAGGUGAAGGAGGGAGUUGUCACACGAUCAUUUCUGGGCAUUAUUGCUUUUAGAAAAUGUUUGCCAACAUAUUUAUAAAAAUAUUAAUUACAAGUACAUUUGGUUUUGCAUUCUGAAAUUGCUCCCCUAGCUGGCUGGUCUUUAGUUAUUUUCUCAUGUUUUU